AUGGCCAGGGGCGCGGAGCGAGGCCGCGGGAGUGCCGGCUGGGGGCUGCGGGGAGCGCUGGCGGCGGUGGCGCUGCUGGCGGCGCUCAGUGCUGCGGGGACGGUGUUUGCGCUGUGCCAGUGGCGUGGGCUGAGCGCGGCGGUGCGGGCGCUGGAGGCUCAGCGCGGCCGCGAGCAGCGCGAGGACAGCGCCCUGCGGUCCUUCUUGGUUGAGUUGAGUCGCGCGCUGCGCCGGGCGCCCGCGCCACCCCUGGACCCCGCCAGCGCCGCGCGCAACAAGCGCAGCCACGGCGGGGAGCCCGCGCCACACAUCCGCGCGGAGAGCCACGACAUGCUGAUGAUGAUGACCUACUCCAUGGUGCCGAUCCGAGUGAUGGUGGACCUCUGCAACAGCACCAAGGGCAUCUGCCUGACAGGCCCACCUGGCCCACCAGGACCUCCAGGAGUUGGUGGGCUUCCAGGACACAAUGGAUCAGAUGGACAGCCUGGUCCCCAGGGCCCAAAAGGAGAAAAGGGAGCAACUGGAAAAAGAGGAAAAAUGGGGCUGCCUGGAGCCACAGGAACCCCAGGGGAGAAGGGAGACCCUGGUGAGCUGGGCUUGACUGGAAAUGAGGGCCCAGCAGGGCCAAAGGGUGACAAAGGAGACAAAGGAGAGGUGUCCAAUGAUGUGCUCCCCACAGGUGCCAAAGGUGACCAAGGCCCGCCUGGCCCCCCUGGACCUCCGGGCCCUCCAGGUCCCCCAGGACCCCCUGGAAGCAGAAGAUCUAAAGGCCCUCGGCAGCAAAACAUGUUCAAUGGCCAGUGUUCAGGUGAGACAUGCGCUACACCGAACGAUGGCACGUUGGUUGGAAAAGCUGAUGAGAAGGUCGGGGAUCACCAUUCUCCACUCGCAGAAUCCGUGAUCGCUUCUGUUGGAAGUCCAACACAAGUACUGAAAGUUAGAGAGACAUUUGGGACGUGGAUAAGAGAGUCUGUGAACAAGAGUGAUGAGCGGAUCUGGGUGACGGAACAUUUCUCAGGCAUCAGGGUGAAGGAAUUCAAAGACCAGCCCUCACUGCUGAAUGGCAGUUACACACUCGUGCACCUGCCGUAUUAUUUCCAUGGCUGUGGGCAUGCCGUUCACAACAACUCUCUCUACUACCACAAAGGAGGCUCCAACACCAUAGUGAGAUUUGAUUUUGGCAAAGAAACAUCCCAAACUCUGAAGCUUGAAAAUGCCCUGUAUUUUGAUCGAAAAUACCUCUUUGCAAAUUCCAAGACUUACUUCAAUUUAGCUGUGGAUGAGAAGGGCCUUUGGAUUAUCUACGCUUCAAGUGUGGAUGGCUCGAGCAUUCUCGUCGCCCAGCUGGAUGAGAGGACAUUCUCUGUGCGGCGGCACAUCAAUACCACGUACCCCAAAGCCAAGGCUGGCAACGCCUUCAUCGCCCGAGGGGUCCUGUAUGUCACAGACACAAAAGAUGCGAGGGUCACGUUUGCUUUCGAUUUGUUAGGACAGAAACAGGUCAGCGCCAACUGGGACUUGAGAACCUCCCAGUCCGCUCUUGCCAUGUUAUCAUACAACAUGAGAGACCAGCACUUAUAUUCGUGGGAAGACGGCCAUUUAAUGCUUUAUCCUGUGCGGUUUUUGUUAUCUACAUUAAACCAGUGAGGAGAUGCAUUGCUCCCCCUCAGUAA
This is a messenger RNA of Odobenus rosmarus divergens (Pacific walrus), 1673 nucleotides long. It is a transcript of the gene GLDN, whose product is annotated as gliomedin. Gene Ontology annotation, biological process: signal transduction. The record is from RefSeq and is a predicted model, not a curated record. Bases 1 to 1647 code for a protein of 548 amino acids. Lineage: Eukaryota; Metazoa; Chordata; Mammalia; Carnivora; Odobenidae. The transcript has 10 exons. Gene Ontology annotation, cellular component: cell surface.